UGUGUGUGUGUGUGUGUGUGUGUGUGUGUGUGUGUGUGUGUGUGUGUGUGUGUGUGUGUGUGUGUGUCGUCUCGUUAUCAUGGUAACGUUAAUGUAAACAAAGGAAGUCCAGUGCGUCAAAUUGCGGCUCAUCGCUAACCCAUAUGGCUAGCUAAUUAAUUAGCUAGGGUUUAGCAUGAUUUCGUGGAUUGACUUGUUAUAGCCUAUAUAACAGUAAAACACUAAUUUUUUCUCGAUUUCAUCAGGCUCAGAGCAGCAUGUCUUAUGCACAGUCUCCCAAAAAGACGGGACUACCAAGAGAAGUCGUGAAAUGGCUGCUAAGCCUCGACUUGUCAUUUUAUCCGAAGAAUGUUCGCAGAGAACUUUCCAAUGGUUAUCUUGUGGCAGAGAUAUUGUCUCGUUAUUACCCCCAAGACUUUCCAGUGCAUUCAUAUGACAAAGGAAUAUCACUUUCUGCCAAACAGAGGAACUGGAGCCGGAUAGAGAGGUCUUUACAGAAGCAGAAUUUGCACUUGAUGAAAGAGGUCAUUGAUGGAUCCAUCCACUGUAAACCAAGAGCAGCUGAACUGUUGGUGCAGGAGGUUUAUACUAUUUUAACUAACAGGAGUAUCAGAGAUGUUCAGGGCCCAGAGUCAGACUUCACUGACCAGGAGUACCAGGAGCUUCUACCCACACUGGCCCGCUCCACGGCCUCCAGGGCCAUCAAGAACAACCUGAGGAUAACGGAGAUCAUGGCUGAGCCCGAUAUCAGCACAAACCAGAGGAAGGCAGAAGUCAUCCUAAGCAGGCACCUGGACCACAAGGCCGCAGAGAGGGUUUCUAACCCUGGACGAUAUAAAGUGAAGCCUAAGCUGGGUCGGCCGGCAGCCAAAAAUCUUGUGACAUCCAGCCGCGGUGAUGACACUAUAUCAAAGUUCUGCUCCUCGUCGACAUGGAGCGGUGCUGCUGUUUCCUUUAAGGAAAUAAAGGACAUGUCUGUUUGGACCAGUAGAUGGCAGCAACAAGUCACGAGUAGAGCUCUUUCAGACUCAAACCCACUGCUAUACCGUAUGUGUACCAUUGACAAAAAGAAGAAAUAAAUGCAGCAAAAACCGAA
Messenger RNA from Perca flavescens (yellow perch), 1096 nucleotides. It is a transcript of the gene spata4, whose product is annotated as spermatogenesis associated 4. The coding region runs from base 258 to 1079 and encodes 273 amino acids. The transcript has 7 exons. NCBI's taxonomy places the organism in Eukaryota, Metazoa, Chordata, Actinopteri, Perciformes, Percidae. Gene Ontology annotation, molecular function: microtubule binding. Gene Ontology annotation, cellular component: axoneme. Gene Ontology annotation, biological process: regulation of cytoskeleton organization. The record is from RefSeq and is a predicted model, not a curated record.